CCAGGGGUACCCUCAGCCUCCGCUCUGCCAGACGACCAGCAGUCUCGCUGCCAGAGUCCGGGAGGCGCACGGGACUCCUGGACCAACCUCACCAAGCUGCGGGGACCGGUGAGAACGAAGCCAUCACACGGGACAAGAGCUGAGUUAGCCACCACCUCCUACUCCGCACCUCCAGGCUAGCAGCAGCAGCAACAGCGGCGAAGGUAGCGGUGAAGGCGGCGGCGGCGGCGGAGAGGACAGCGAAAACUGCAGCCAGACAAGCCGAAGCAACAGCAUGGAUCUCUCAUUUAUGGCAGCCCAGAUUCCUGUUAUGGGAGGGGCUUUUAUGGAUUCACCAAAUGAAGACUUCAGUACUGAAUACUCCUUAUUCAAUUCAUCUGCCAAUGUCCACACAGCCACUUCAGGACCAAACCAACUGGAAGAGCCACCUCGUUCUUCCAAUGAUGCCAUCUUAUUAUGGAUUGCCAUAAUAGCCACCAUUGGGAACAUUGUGGUGGUGGGUGUUGUCUAUGCCUUCACCUUCUGAGCAAAACAAAUUAAGCAUCUGAAUGAGUCCAAAGAGGCAUUGUAUUCCUACUACCAGAUUUGGGAAGUUACACAAUGAUCAUAGACAGGAGACCAUCAACUGAGGGAGCAACAAGAAUUAGCAAGCAACAAGACAAUAGACUAUAAUCUCAUGUCUAGAGUGCUUUUUUACCUUCUGACUUUUUUGUGUGCACAAAAAAUGGUGAAAUAUCAGUUUCUGGAAUGUGAAUACAACCUUUAUACUGAUCUCUUUCUUCAAUAUGUAUCCACUGAAUAUUCAUUCUUAUUAUUCCUUUCCCUUCCAAUUAAAGUUCUAAAUAUAUCUAUCUUUUAAAAACAUUUCCUAAAAUUGUUUGCAUGUUUUAAUUCUUUAUCAACACCUUCAUUAUGACAAUGAGAAGGAAUCUCUUCUAUUUUAUCACAAUCUGUCACAUGUCUCAACCUUUGAAAAUCACAUGGAAAGUUUUAUGAGUUUUUUUUACUCUGCAUCAGGAGUUUGUUUGGGUCAUGGAUCCUUUUGGCAUUUUGAUGAAACCUAUGAACUACAUUUCAGAAUAAUAAUUUUUAAGAACCUCCUAAAUUAAGGAAAUGCUAAAUUUCUGUUGGAAGCUAACUAAAAUGAAGAUGUAACUGUUUUCAAUUGGGAAUUUUCAACUCACAGACCCCUUGAAAUUAAUUCAUGCUUACAGUCUAAGAUUACCUCUUUAUCUCCCCACAACCAUCUAGAAGAAUGAGCAUACUAGGGGUGUGAUAAUUCAGUAGAAUGGCAUGUUAACAGUUUCCUUCUGGGAAGUGAGAGACCUCAAGAUAUCAUUAAGAUCAGCACCCAACCUUCAGGCAGAUGGUUAUCUCUUCUUAUCCAGGGACCCAUGGAAGGGCUCUAUUACCAAUUAGCUGGGUUGGCAUCUGACCAUUUUCAAAAUAAAUCUUAAAUGGAUUCCCUGGAAGACAGCCAGAUCACUUUAACAUAGGAUCAUUAUGCAGAAGGUUCUUUAGAUACAGCUCCCAUACCUCUCUUGCCUAUCAGAUUACACAGAAUAGCUCCUGUCUAGUAGUGUGACUCAUAACAAAAAGCUUCAAAAAUGAACUCUACAUGUACUGAUGCUUUGGAGCACGAUAAUAGUAGCCUCCAGAAAAUCUUCAGCCAAAAUAGACAUUUAAUGUCAGUUUCCUGUAAAUCUCAUUCUCCAAGAACAUGGAAGAAUCUUUCUCUACAUUUGGAAAAAAAUAUGUAUAUGAAUAUUUACAUACACAUAUACACAUAUGUCGAUGCAUACACACACGUGUGUGUGUGCACGCACAUGCAACUUUAAUGCAGAAGGAACAAGAUUGGAGAGAAUCAUGAAAUAAAAUAUAGUUCCAGUCAGCAAGAAGAUUAAAGUUGAAAAUAGAAAAUUUUCAUUGAAAAUAGAAGCAAUAUGAAGCUACUACACAAGAGAUAUCAUAAGGCAAAACAUCUCAAGUUUUUAACACACUUACCCAAAAGACAUUUAAAUCUGUUAACCUCUCUGGGCCUAACUUUCUUCAUCUAUACAAGGAAGGAAUUGGGUUAGAUGACUCUGAUGUCUCUUCUAAUUCUAAAUCAGUUCAGUGACAUGAAUGGAUAUUACAAACAAUCAGUACUAUGAGAUCAUAGGACAUUGAGUUCUCAUCAAAUUACAAAUUAUAGAAUAAUUAGAUGAAUAGCUCAUUUUCACAUGAAAUCUUAAGGUUUACAGAGCAAAAUGGUUUUUAACAUUUCCUGAAUAGCAAGUCUUAUUUUCUUUGUUAUACUUCAUUUCACUGACCAAUGAACGGACACACAAUGUCAAAUAGGCUGCAGGAUACUUCUAAUGAUGUCUCAUAUGAAGGAAGUAGCAUAGAAGGUGUCAUAAAGAGCAUAUGUGGUAGAAAAAGAAGUUUAUUAGUCACAUGUCAGUCAUAAAGCACAACAGGUAACCAGACAGUUUGGAUUCUGAAUUGGUAUUCUUGAAAUAUUAAGAGAAUUAGCGGAAGACUUUUUAGUACCUUGGAUAGCUACUCAAUAGAGAACUUUUAAAAAGAUAUAAAGGAAUCUUUCAUAGGAUAAAAAAGUACAAAUGAGUGGCAGUUGGUACUGGUGAAAGGAGUAGCCACACAGAUGAGACCUCACAUUCAUAUGGUUUACAUGUUGACAUGAUGCUUAAUGGCUACAAAUCUUCUUACCUCUUUUAGCUAAUUUGGUCCCCAUGUUAAGCCUGGGAGGUAAGCAGGAUGAAUAAUACUAUCUCCAUGUUAUAGAUUCAAAAAGACUGAGUGAUUAGGUAAAGAAGAUAAAAAGGUAAUUACCUUUUUCCAAGAUAAUGAAGCCUAUGAGGAACUGAAUGAAAAUUUAAACAUAGGUCUUUUGACUCAAAAAUUAGUAUUUGUUUAUUUUUUCACUAUAGGGUUAAUUUUUGUCACUAACAACUACUCUUUAGUGAAAGACAGGGUAUCUGAGCUGAUCAAUAAACUUGUAGCAAGCUGUGAUGAAGUUGCAUUUCCCCUCAAAUUUCUUAUAAUUGUUGCUUAAUAAGAGCAAUCCUAAAGGUGUCUAAUUCUGAAAAGAGAGAUUUGAAUCAAUUUCUGAGGUACUCUGUACCAGACACUAUAAAAAUCUGUGCUGAGCAAUGCUUUUCAUUAUACCCAUUAGUUGUAUAAUUUUAACAUAAUAUGGAUUUCUGUAUAGUUACAUAAUUAUUAAUACAGUAUUAUUUCACUGAGUCAGUGAGUCUAGCUACAUUUUAUUUUUAAACUUAAUUUUCUAAGUGGACUUGUGGCCCAAACUUCAAGUAUUCACAUGUCCUCAUUUCCUCCAGUAUUAUACUUUGUCCCCACCCUCCACAUUUUACUUAGCACUAGGACAGAGUUCUAUAAAGUGGUGAUUCUUAUGUUUUGCAGAAUAUGACCUCUAAGAGGCUUUAGUUCUCUUCGCUCCCUUCCAAUAGAGUUUGGGCAAGAGGAUUAUAUUUCAUAUAGCCAUAUAAAAUGUCAGAGCUGGAAGGGGUCUUAUGAUUAUUAGAAUAUGGAAUAGUAGAAAUGUGAGGGCCAUAGAACCAUAAAAUAUUAAAGCUAAGAAGAUACUUGGACCAAAGGUAAGAAUGUUAGAUGGAACUGAAAAGAACUUUGAGGAUCAUCUCACUUAAUCCCCUUGUUUUAAAGAUGAGGAAACUGAGUCUAUGGAGUCAGAAGUUAUUUUUUCCAAAGUCAUUUGUCUUCUCUGAGAAUUUUUCCAAGUGUAUUUAUACAACAUUGGGUCAACAUACUGAUUCAAUCAAUUGGUUAGUUCAAUGAAGAAAAAAAUAUAUCAGACUUUAUUUAUUUGACACCAUGUUGGUCCUGUGGUGCUUAGGAAAAAAAAAACACUUUAAAAGAGAUCCUGUUAGAAGUCCUCCCAGAAAUGAACAAAUCUUCAUAUAUUGCCCCAGUAUUCCUGGAACUACUUGACAUACUCUUUAUUUAGUUUAUAAAAAGGCCUAGGUAGUGGAGCCAAUAUUUCCUUUAUUAAUAGGCUGCCUCAUUGAUCUGUUAAUGAGCUUUUUGCUAUAGAUCCAAAAAAAUAUAUAAAACAGUGCCCAUCCUUCAGGAUCAUAGAGUACAGUUGGGAUGACAAGAUUGAUAAUAUAUAUAAAAAUAUAGAUAAGGAUUCAAAGCAGUAAAAAAAGAUCUAACAUGUGAUAAAAAUAAUACAUAAUAUAGAAAUCUGAAUAGCAAAAGAACACUGUGGACUAGGAAGACUUUUAAAAAGUUGAUAGUUGAUCUGUGUCUUAAAGGAUGGGUAGAAUUUCUAUAGGCAGAGAUGGUUACUAACUGGAGAGGAUAGGAAUUGGAGGGGAGUUACUAAUGUAGAGAAUAGUUUGUGUGAAGAAGAAAGGAGGAGAAUACUAAUGAUCUUAACAGAAAAGUUGGCUAAUGCAUAAUGUCUAAAGUUCAUCAAUAUUAAUAGGAAUGGAUCUGAUAAAGGGAUACACUGGAAAAUCAAUAGAUGGCUAGAGCUUGUAUAAGUUGGAGACUAUACAAAGCUACUUGCUCAUAGUUCUUCUGAUAAAUUCCCUCUUUGGUCCUCAAAGUCUAAGAAAUACUCAGGAGUGUAUACAGUUUGCUUAAUUACAAAUAAAUAUCUAGGUGUAGUGGUUGAAAGACAGCCUCAUUAUGGAAGAUUUGGGUUCAAGUCCUCCUACUGAUACUUUUUGACCCCAAGCAAGUUAUUUAACUUCUCUCUAUUCUUAAGAUUAACAUUGAAGAAUAUUUGCUAGUAUGUAUUAGGUAUUAGUAGAAGGAGUUUUCUCCUUGAAAGAGGUCUAGAGCUGUGAAAUUCCAGGUCUAGACAAACAAAAACAAAAUGAUUCAUUGCUAUUUCUCUUCCACGGUCCUUUUGGGGCUUUGAAUGGGUCAAGAUGAUCUCUUUACAGGCUGCCAUUUUUCUGAAACUUUAUUCCCAUGACAAACAGUGCAGGAAAUGUGAAUGACAUAUACAGGGAGCACUGAGAUUUGGUAUUUUCCUGGAAGCUUUACCAAUUUAUUGAAUGAAAAGAUAUUUUAACAGUUUUUUUUUAAUGUCCUUUCCUAUUUAAAUAACUGGGGGGUUUCUCCAACAAUGUUAAUACUAUCUCUCUUUUCUUGUCUUUUUAACUUUGUUAAAAAAUGAUAUUGAUUAAAGUAAUAUCUAAAUGUGCUUUUAUGGAUCCAGUUCACAAAGCUAAAAGAUUGUUUUUAAUAGAGACUGUUUUUGUUUAAUUGACUUUGUAUAGAGUGUUUGUUCUUAUGCUGUUAUUGUCAUAUUAUAGCAAAUAUUUUCUUCAUAAAUGCUUGGUACUAAUUUGUCUAUAGAUACAGAGCAUUCAAUAAAGAACAUAAUCAAUUAAAUACAAAAAAA
Antechinus flavipes (yellow-footed antechinus) is the source of this 5398-nucleotide messenger RNA. It is a transcript of the gene C2H14orf132, whose product is annotated as chromosome 2 C14orf132 homolog. Lineage: Eukaryota; Metazoa; Chordata; Mammalia; Dasyuromorphia; Dasyuridae. The record is from RefSeq and is a predicted model, not a curated record. Bases 275 to 526 code for a protein of 83 amino acids. The transcript is spliced from 3 exons.